Molecule: messenger RNA, 1595 nt
Organism: Populus trichocarpa (black cottonwood)
Lineage: Eukaryota; Viridiplantae; Streptophyta; Magnoliopsida; Malpighiales; Salicaceae
Exons: 9
Coding region: 116-1363 (415 amino acids)
Source: RefSeq, a predicted model, not a curated record
AAAAAGAAGAAGAAAUCUCCCGUCCCUCUCAUGCACUUGCCUCCUCCCCGCACAACCCAGAAGGAUUGUCAUAAAACCCUUGCUUUCAUUCCUCUCUUAAUCUCUGCCUACUCCAAUGGAAUCCAUGCUGAUGACAAGUUCAGUCUUUCCAGAGACAUACCCACUUCUCAAUAACAUCCCCUCUUCUCCUCUGCCCCCUUCUAUCAAAUUACACAACACCAAGCGGACCGGGUCUCUCAGAUUUGCCCAAAAUCCCCACUUUAUUUCCCUUCGUCUUCCAGCUCUAGCACGUCAUGUUUCAGGUGGUGAUGGUGAUGAUCAGGGGCCGUUAACUAAUGGGUCUGCCUUCUUUUCUGAUGAGACUCUUUCUUUGCCUCAGACAAUAACUGGAUUUAUCAAAUGGCUACUUCGGCUUAGUAGUGAUGGCUUAUCUCAUGUUAUGAAGGAUAACAUAAAUCAAAGUGAAAGUAGUGAAAAGGAUGCGGAGAAAAUACUGAAGGUGGAGACGCCUCUGAUUGUACCCCAUGGAAAUGGAACAGGUGGGGGAGCCAGAGCUGGGCUUUUCAGAACACCAAUUUCUGGUGGAGUGCAGAGUGCAACAUCAGCUCAUGGCUUACCUCGACCAGCAUUAGCAGUCCGCAAUUUGAUGGAGCAGGCUAGAUUUGCUCAUCUGUGCACUGUAAUGUCUCGAAUGCACCAUCGAAGAGAAGGGUAUCCAUUUGGUUCCUUGGUAGAUUUUGCACCAGAUUCAAUGGGCCAUCCUAUUUUUUCAUUUUCACCAUUGGCCAUCCACACAAGGAAUUUGCUAGUAGACCCUAGAUGCACACUAGUUGUGCAGAUCCCGGGGUGGAGUGGCUUAUCAAAUGCAAGGGUAACAAUUUUUGGUGAUGUUUUCCCACUCCCAGAACACCAACAGGAGUGGGCUCAUAAGCAAUACAUUGCAAAACAUCAACAGGGGCCUUCCCAGCAGUGGGGGAAUUUCUACUAUUUCAGGAUGCAAAACAUAAGUGACAUAUAUUUUAUUGGAGGUUUUGGCACUGUCGCUUGGGUUGAUGUCAAGGAAUACGAGGCCCUUCAGCCUGAUAAGAUUGCAGUUGACGGAGGGGAGCAAAAUCUCAAGGAACUUAAUGCAAUUUUCUCAAAACCCCUUAAAGAGCUCCUGUCAUCUGAAACAGAGGUAGAUGAUGCUGCCUUUAUAUCAAUAGACAGUAAAGGAACUGAUAUUCGGGUCCGUCAAGGGGCACAGUUCAACAUACAGAGGCUAUCAUUUGAAGACGGGCACGCUGUUGAAACAUUAGAGGAAGCCAAGGCUGCUCUUUGGAAACUAAUAAAUAAAGGCCAAGUGCACGGUUUGCAGAAAUAAAACUUGGGCUGCUCUUUAUGCGACCUUUCGUGCUUUUUUUAUUGAGCUUGAAGCGAAAUAACCGCAUGAAGCUGAGUUUGUAUCCUAAUUCACAUCAAAAUAACCUCAUUAGUUUUCUUUUCCCCGUUUUCUCCCUCAACUUUCAUGUCCUAAAAACUCCUAGGACUUGUUGUAGGUGGACUGCAGUUUGUACACAGGUCUCGUGAUAAUGCAAAAGUUUUUUUUUUUCUUA